AAAUUCAAUUCUAAAAAUAAGUGUCCUGUAAUAUAAAUAUUGUGAACACGGGCAGAUUGGCGCGGAUCAGGGUAAACCUAACUACAAGCCUCACCUGGCAUGAGGACGGUGUAAAACUUCAAAAUGGCCGUUUUCCUGCACAUUAUACGGUUACUUUUUUGUUUUCUCAUAUUUCCCUCGUUCGGAACAUCUAGCGACCUUUACCGUUGUCCAAAUAUCAGUGGGGGAAUAAUGAGGGCGUUUAAUGAGAAGUGCUACCGAUUUGUUUCCAACGGCAAGACCUGGGAUGAAGCCCAAUGCGAUUGUCAAAGAACGGGAGGUAAUCUCGUCCACAUCAAGGACCGUGCAACACAGAACUUCAUUUAUAACAGUAUCAAAAACGACCUCGGCUGGAGGGUGAACGGGAUGUGGAUUGGUGCGCAUGACCGGACCAUGUCAAAUAGUUAUGAGUGGGUUAAUGGUGACCGACAAAGUCGAGGGACUCCCGUGACGUGGAACUAUUGGGCCCCCGGUCAGCCAUCAUGUGGGCUUUGGUUUUGUAGCGAGUUUUGCAGCCAAAUGCGAUUAGACGACGGAGGACGGUGGCACGAUUACCGCUGUGGACUAUGGUUUACGACUUACUAUUACUGCUGCAUGUACGAUAUGCUUCCUAGGGCAACAAAACCAACAACAACAGCAGUGACAACAACAACAACAAAACCAACAACUACAACGACAACAAGAACAACAACAUCAAUGACAACGAAAACAACAAUGAAGACAACAGGAAGGACAAAAGCGAUGACAACAGUAAAUUCCGAAACAACGGUAAGUGACCUUUACCGUUGUCCAAAUAUCAGCGGGGGAAUAAUGAUGGCAUUUAGAAAUAAGUGCUACCGAUUUGUUUCCAACGGCAAGACCUGGGAUGAAGCCCAAUACGAUUGUCAAAGAAGGGGAGGUAAUCUUGUCCACAUCAAGAACCUGGCAACGCAAAACUUCAUUUAUAACAGUAUCAAACACGACCUCGGCUGGAGGGUGAACGGGAUGUGGAUUGGUGCGCAUAACCGGACGGAGUCCAAACGUUACGAGUGGGUUAAUGGUGACCGACAAACUAGUGGGGCACGGGUGAGGUGGAACUAUUGGGCCUCCGGUCAGCCAUCUUGUAGUCCCGGGAAUUGUCAUGAACUUUGCGGCCAAAUGCGUUUAUUUGAAGGAGGACAGUGGCACAAUUAUCGUUGUGGGCCAGGUUGCAGUAUUUACCACUAUUGCUGCAUGUAUGAUAUGAGUCCUUAGACAACAAAACCGACAUUCGCAACAACACAGCCGUCAACAAGAAGGGCGGAGGCAACAACAAGGGUGAAGAAAAUGACAAGGAUGAAGAAAACAACAAGAAUGGAGGCAACGACAAUGAAUUCCAUCAAGCUCACUCCCUCCCUCUACACUAGGGAACACCUAGUAACAUGGCUUGAGAGAAAAAAUUGUUUUAUUUACAACAAAUUUAUGCAUUAUAUGCUCUAUACAAUUAUAUUGCACUUUGCUUAUUCACAUGAUAUGCAUUUUCAUUUACAAAUAACAAAAUAUUUGUUUUAAGAUAACCUUGUUUACUAACAUUUUAUUAUUAAAGCUGGUGAUAAAUGGUAAUAAAUGUGUAUUGAUGUAUGGCUGACAAAAACAUUCAUACCUGUCUAAAAUUUGAACAAAAUGCCACUCUGGUAAAAAUAUGUGAAUUACAAAUUUGCACAAGUUGAAUUGUUGUAUUAUUAUAAUUUCUGCAUUAUCCUUAGGAGACCAGAAUGAAUCCUGAACACCGAUUUUUUGAAUAGGAAGUCUUCAUUUUGAAUUUUUCAUUAUUUGCUCAAGUCUCUUUUAGGAUUAAUUCUCCACCAUGGACAACUUACUAAAGGUCGUAGACAUGCGAAACGUUCCUGAAAUCAUGUUAUUUGCACAUUUCUUAGUGGUUUAAGAAUGUUUUCCUUGAAAUAUAAACUAAGUAAUAACUACCUAGUAAAGCGUUGGUGUUAUGAUCAUGGUAUAUGCCUUUAAAGUUUUUCGGUGUUGAGAUAUCAUAUCGUCAUGUGUAGAUGACUUGCCGUUUAUGUCACGGUGUCACUUUGCAUUUUGGGUAGUCGGGUUUUACGUGACCUCCCGGUGAAUUGGAAGGUCACAAUGCGUGCGACCAUUCCACAUUUCCCGUCAAUGCUCAUUUAUUUAUUUGAUUGGUGUUUUACGCCGUACUCAAUAAUAUUUCAAUUAUACGACGUCGGACAGCAUUAUGGUGGGAAAAGACCGGGCAGAGCCCGGGCAAAAACCACGACCGUCCGCAGAUUGCUGAAAGACCUUCCCACUUACGGCCAGAGACGCAUGAGCUGGACUUGAAUAGCUAUCACAUGCAUGGGUCAUUUCGUCGCGCCGCACCGUGCUCAAUCCCCUGGGCCAGAAAUGCACCCUUUUUAUCCCCGUCAGUAUAAGCCGGUUCCAGAUUGUGCCAAAACACACCAUUCCAUGCUGUUGCGUUGGCGUGCUAGUGAACCGUCUCUUUGCAUAAUAUAAGUAGGCCUAUAAAGAUUUACUGAAAUCAAGAAAGGAGAGUCGAAGAGUUGAGGACCUUAUAUGAGACGGGGUUUGGACCAGGAAGCCAAAUGCUGCCUAAAUCUGGGCUAAAUGAAAUAUGCAACGUCUCUAGGUUAUACUUUAGCAUGUAGGAUAGAACGUCAAUGAAAGAAUUUUCUUUGAGUCAGUCUGGUUUGACAGAGAAUCCAUACAAAUAAACGGAAUCUAAGAAUACGCGCGCGGGGUUGUAAGGAACUGUCAAAUGAACAUACAAAAAGAAACAAAACACAGUAAUUCAAAAGUAAUUUAUCGGCAUGAUAACGAUUUUGAUAUAUGCACGCGCCUGUCGUCGUGCUGUGUCAUAAUUACUUCCGUAGUUAAAGGUGGAGAAAACAUAAAAAUGACAUACAGUUCAGAUGAAAGAGUGCGAAAAGUUAUUCCUGAAUAUGGUCUUCAAUAUUUUUUCCGAUUUUUCCUUAAGGAGAAAAAAAGACACUUGAAAAUAAUUUUUGUAUGGUGGGUAUUUAGGGCAAACUUUUGGUAUUUAUAAUGUUUGUUUAAUAAUGCCAUAAAUGAGGAAGUAACACAGGUUUAAUAAAUAUUUUUUCACUAGAAUUUGUUCUUUUCAGCUUCGUGACACAAACAGGCCCCUUCGCCGAAUGAAACAUCACACUAUUGCAAAUAUAUUUUUUCGGUAAACUAAACAUGAUAAACUGCAAUUUUCCCAGUGCACAUUAUUAUUAAUAUAGGGCCUACAUGUUUUUCCCGUCCUUGGACCUACAUAUUUAGAUAUGUUUAUGAGUUAGCUCCCUUUGAUGGGACUUGUCAGUCGAUUGAAAUGGAGCAGCCUGACAAACUUCGUCGAGUUCAACCCUAAAAAAUCGAACCACCUGGACAUUUUUCAUGGAGUUUGACAUAUAGUUCAUUUUAUUGUUUUCCUUUCUUUUUAUAAGAGUUACUUAGCGUAGGCGGUUUUUAAAGUACAAAACUUCAUGCAACAUGUACUAUAAUAACGUCCUUUUUUUAUUAACAAUUUUUCUGCAAGCAUGGCUGCAACUGUCGUAAGGUUGUGAAUUUUGAUUAUUUCUCAAAGAUUUUGCUUUUCCAGAUCACAUGAUAUAGUGUCACGAAGUUAUAUAUACCUGUUUUUCCAAACUGAUAAUGUGCCAAAAUUACAUUGGUUUAUGUAGGUUUGCUUGUUUUAACGUUCAGUACACAUAGAAGUAGCAAUUCUCCCAUGGAAGGAGAAAUCAUCUACAGUGUAAUCUGACCAAAAAAUGGACUCAUUUGUCUCCAAGAACAAUCUUUUUUUUUUUAAUUUAGUGAUUGCGUUUCAAUGCGAUGACGUUGCAGUUCUAUCCAGCCCAAAAAGCAGAAUAAUUAAUAUAUU
Messenger RNA from Liolophura sinensis, 3919 nucleotides. RefSeq names its product C-type mannose receptor 2-like. Lineage: Eukaryota; Metazoa; Mollusca; Polyplacophora; Chitonida; Chitonidae. The coding region runs from base 124 to 1272 and encodes 382 amino acids. The record is from RefSeq and is a predicted model, not a curated record. The transcript has 7 exons.